Closterium sp. NIES-67 is the source of this 845-nucleotide messenger RNA. The record is from the annotation of a GenBank genome assembly. Lineage: Eukaryota; Viridiplantae; Streptophyta; Zygnematophyceae; Desmidiales; Closteriaceae.
AUCCGGUAAUGCCGUUCGUGCUGCAAUACGCGAAGAUCGCCGUGCCACUCACGAAUCUGCUGAAAAAGAGCAUGCCCUACAAAUGGGAGCCAAAGCACCAGAAAGCCGUGGAGCAGCUGAAGCAAGCAUUCAGGUCUGCACCAGUACUCAUCUUGCCAGACCCCGAAUGCGACUAUGUCAUCGAAGCUGACGCCAACGACCAGGCAGUGGGAGUAGUCUUGAUGCAAGACCAGGGGAAUGGACUGCAACGAAUCGCCUAUCUCAUCAAGAAGCUACAUGGGGCAAAACUCAACAACCCGAUACAUGACAAGGAGGCCCUUGCUAUCAUCAUCGCCUUCAAAAUGUGGAGAUGCUAUCUCGAAGGAUGCAAGACGACAGUCUACACCGACCAUUGCAGCCUAAAAUAUUUGAAGACGCAACCAAGCCUCUCCGGGCGACAGGUUCGGUGGAUCGACUUCCUCGAGACGCACUUCUACUACGGCAUCGUGUACAAGCCUGGCCAUAAAAACAAAGCCGAUGCACUAAGCCGGCCCGCACACGUUGCCGCGAUCCAGAAUCCCUUCAAUCGGAGCAAGAACGCGAAAGCUAUGAAGAUUCAAAGUUCAUGAGCUUGCGUUACAAUUGCGGCGGUUACAAAGUGAAGUUGUGGGGUGACUCUAUAUGGAGUUGGGACCUUUGGGGUUGGGGAAAUUUGUCACUCUACUGUAACAGCUGCAAAUUGGUUGGGAACAACCAAGCUAGGUUGGCAAGGGUGGCCAACUUGGAUGGAUUGGUUGGGGAGGGACAAAUGUCAAAGUUGGGGUUCCUAUAGGGAGGGAAUCUUUGUGCUUAUGGGGUUUCCUUGG